AUGCACGCUUAUACAAAUUAUUGGUCCAAAAUUCUACGAUACGACAAAGUAGCAGAUAUAAUGACUCUGAAGAAGUUCCAGUUACUGAGGCGAUAUAUACAUUUCAAUGAUAAUUUUAUUGACGACGACGAUAGAUAUCACAAAGUUAGACCACUUCUUCAAAAAAUCCGUGAAAAUUGUCUAAAAGUAGAAGAAGAGUCGCGUUUCAGUAUUGAUGAAAUGAUGGUUCCACAUAAAGGAACUAGAGCAGGCAGCCGUAAGCAGUAUGUAAAAAAUAAACCGAAAAAAUGGGGAUUCAAAAUAUUUGUUCGCGCUGGUGUCUCUGGAAUAGUUUACGACUUCCUGAUCUACGGAGGAGACGACACAUUUAGAUUUAACUCAUUCACAGAUGAAGAAAAUGGUAUGGGCCUGGGAUCAAAAGUAGUUCUUGCGCUAGCGAAAUCCAUUCACCAGCCUGCAUACAAAGUCUUAUGCUUUAAUAACUUCUUCACUUCUAUUGAGCUCCUGCAAUAUUUACGUAACGAAUACGGGAUUUUCGCACUGGGAACAAUCCGAUCAAAUAGGCUUCGAGGAGCGGAAAAAAAAUUACCCACGGAUAAAAAUCUAAAAAAAAGCGGCAGAGGAUCUCAUGCACAAGUCGUAUGCAACAAAAACAAGAUCGUUGUCGUCAAAUGGUACGAUAACAAAUGUGUCACAGCUGCAAGCACAUUUGUAGACGCGCAUCCUAUCCAGAAUGUGGUUCGUUACAAGAAAGCACAAGGAAGAAAAAUGCCAGUGACAUGCCCAAAUUUGAUAAAAGAAUACAACACCGACAUGGGCGGAGUUGACCUGGCAGAUAUGCUGAUUGCUCUGUAUCGUACACCAUUCCGAGGUCAUCGCUGGUAUUUACCGAUCUUCUCGCAAAUGCUUGAUAUUUGUGUGAACAAUGCCUGGCUUCUCUAUCGACGUCAUAGAGAAGCCAGGCAUGAAGCCAAAAAACCCAAGUCGCUAAAAACAUUUCGAAUAGAAAUUUUCGAAAGCUUACGCAGAUUUGAGAGAACUAAUACAAGCAAUAUCAGCAGGACUAGCGUCAGCUCAACCAAGACCAUACAGAGACCUGUAGCUGAAAGACCCCCAGAUGCUGUUCGGUAUGAUCAAGUUGCACAUUAUCCAAAUGUAACACCUAUCAGAGGGAGGUGCAUGUAUUGCAAGAAAGGGCAAACCAAAUUGUUUUGCGAAAAAUGCAAAAUGAGACUGUGCUUAUUGCCGGAACGUAAUUGUUUCGUAGAAUAUCAUACUAAGAAA
Brenthis ino (lesser marbled fritillary) is the source of this 1284-nucleotide messenger RNA. NCBI's taxonomy places the organism in Eukaryota, Metazoa, Arthropoda, Insecta, Lepidoptera, Nymphalidae. The record is from the annotation of a GenBank genome assembly.